Molecule: messenger RNA, 579 nt
Organism: Erythranthe guttata (spotted monkey flower)
Lineage: Eukaryota; Viridiplantae; Streptophyta; Magnoliopsida; Lamiales; Phrymaceae
Source: RefSeq, a predicted model, not a curated record
AUGACAAAAAGCAUCAUAGGUUAUUACAAGUGUAGUAGCUCAAAGGGAUGCCCGGCAAGAAAACAAGUGGAGAGAAGUAGAGUGGACCCCACCAUGCUAGUGCUGACGUAUACUUCUCAGCACAACCACACAUCGCCGCCUUCUAGAAAUAACCACCACCGCACGGCGGCGGCGGCGGCUGCCGCCGCCGCCACUUCAGCUUCAGAAGAAGAGUUGGAGGAGGAAGUAGAAGAAAAACCUAUGAAUUUACUUUCAGAGGAUAAAUUAAUUACGAAUAUUAAUUGUGAAGUGCCGCAAUUAAUUAAUUCCGGCGAAUUCGGAUGGUUUAGGGAUUUCGAGUCGACGUUUAAUUACACGGUGAUAGAGAGUCCAGCUUUAAUGGAGGACAGAAUUACUACUGAUAAUGAAUUGGCUAUGAUUUUCACCAUGAGAGAAGAAGACGACGACGACGAGUCUCUUUUCGCCGGUCUUGGUGAGUUGCCGGAGUGUUCAGCGGUGCUCCGUCGUGGGGUGGUGCAAGUAGAGGCGGAGCAACGGCGGUGCAGUUUGCCGACCACCCAUUUGUCUUCUCCCAUAUGA